AUGGCUUUACGAUUUCUUGCAAGUUCAAGGAAAUUUUCGCAACCUCUACAAAUUUUUAUUCGAAGUUCGAGCGCUCUUACUGCACGUGAAGUUUUGCAAAAUGUACCUGGCGCGGAAUUGACAUGUUUAAAUAAUGGCUUUCGAAUAGCGUCUGAAAAUAAUGCUCGUCCAACAGCAACGGUUGGUGUUUGGAUAAACGCAGGAAGUCGUCAUGAAACGGAAGAAAACAAUGGUGUCGCUCAUUAUCUCGAACAUUUAUUAUAUAGGGGAACCAAAAACAUGUCUCAAACUGAGUUGGAGAAUCAACUGAGUAAUAUUGGCGCUCGUUUCAAAUCUUAUGUUACACGCGAUAAUUCUGCAUAUUUUAUUGAAUGUGCUUCCAAUGAUGUCGAGCAAGCUGUGGGCAUUCUGGCUGAUAUUUUAAGAAAUAAUAAUUUAAAUGAGGGGACUGUUGAACGUGAGCGCGAUAGAAUAUUGCAAGAAUUGGAAGACGCUGAAGAAAAUAUACAUAAUGUGGUUUUCGAUUAUCUUCACCAAACGGCAUUUCAGGGAACUCCAUUUUCUAAAUCUGUUCUCGGACCUACUAAAAACAUUGAGUCAAUGAACUUGAAACAAAUAAAAAAUUUUCUUGAGGAUAAUUUCAAACCAACCAGAAUGGUUUUAACUGGAGUGGGUAAUGUUGAUCAUGGUCAUUUAGUUUCUUUAAGUGAAAAAUAUUUUGGUGAUUUGGAGAAUACUUAUCCUCGAAAAUUGCCAUCGGUUGGUGGAAUCCGGUUUACUGGAUCUGAGUUUUUAUAUCGAAACGAUAAUAUACCAUUGAUGUACGGUGCAAUCGCUGUUGAAGGUGUGGCAUGUGGUCAUAAAGACGCAUUGACUUUGCAGAUUGCCACAACGUGCCUAGGCCAAUGGGAUAGAACAUUUGGCUCGUCUGUUGAUGGGCCAACACGUUUAAUCCAGAAAAUUGCGCUUGAUCCGCAUCUCUAUCAGUUGAUACCGUUCUCCUUGAAUUAUAAAGACUGUGGUCUUUUUGGCUUUUAUUUCGUACAUGAUGGUGCAGAUUUAUCAGAUAUAAGGCCUAUCGUAAAACUUGUCCAGAAAGAAUGGAAAUAUUUGUGUUAUGCGGUUGAUGACGAUGAAAUUGAUCGCGCUAAAAAUAUGUUAAAAACUGAAAUUUUUCUCACUUUAGAAUCAUCUACAUCGAGAGCAGAUUAUAUUGGUAAACAAGUUCUCUAUACCGAUAAUGUACGAAAACUCGCCGAUCUUGAGCAAGAUAUCGAAGCGGUUGAUAAACAUAGUGUACGAAGCGCUAUGAGCGAACAUGUUUAUGAUCGAGAUAUAGCUUGUGCAGGCGCAGGUCGUACUGAAGCUUUUCCACAAUAUGCUGACGUAAGAUAUGGUAUGUCAUGGUGGCGAAUUUGA
This is a messenger RNA of Dracunculus medinensis (Guinea worm), 1419 nucleotides long. NCBI's taxonomy places the organism in Eukaryota, Metazoa, Nematoda, Chromadorea, Rhabditida, Dracunculidae. The record is from the annotation of a GenBank genome assembly.